Molecule: messenger RNA, 1341 nt
Organism: Pichia kudriavzevii
Lineage: Eukaryota; Fungi; Ascomycota; Pichiomycetes; Pichiales; Pichiaceae
Exons: 1
Coding region: 1-1341 (446 amino acids)
Biological process (GO): ergosterol biosynthetic process; acetyl-CoA metabolic process
Molecular function (GO): hydroxymethylglutaryl-CoA synthase activity
Source: RefSeq, a predicted model, not a curated record
AUGACUGUCCAAAACGUCGGUAUUAAAGCCAUCCAAUUCUACAUUCCAGGCCAAUACGUCAACCAAGACGAGCUUGAAACUUUCGAUGGCGUCUCAAGCGGGAAAUACACCAUUGGUUUGGGCCAAACAAAAAUGGCCUUUGUUAACGACAGAGAAGACAUAUAUUCCAUGUCAUUGACUGUGUUGAAGAAUUUAAUUGACAACUAUAAUAUUGACAUCAACAAUGUUGGUCGUUUGGAGGUUGGUACUGAAACCUUGUUGGACAAGUCCAAAUCCGUCAAGUCGGUUCUUAUGCAACUCUUUGGAGACAACACUGAUGUCGAAGGUGUCGAUAAUAUCAAUGCAUGUUAUGGUGGUACCUCUGCUGUCAUCAACUGUAUUGACUGGGUCCAGUCCGACGCAUGGGAUGGUAGAGAUGCCAUUGUUGUCUGCGGUGACAUUGCCAUCUACGAGAAGGGUGCUGCUAGACCUACCGGUGGUGCAGGUACAGUUGCAUUGUUGAUUGGCCCUAAUGCCCCAAUUGCCUUUGAACCAGUUAGAGGCUCCUAUAUGGAACACGCUUACGAUUUCUAUAAACCAAACUUCACAAGCGAAUAUCCCGUCGUUGAUGGCCAUUUCUCAUUGGCUUGUUACGUCAAGGCCGUUGAUUAUUGCUAUAAGGCUUAUUCGAAAAAGGCAAUUGCAAAGAAAUUGUCAAAUUCUUCCUUGGGGACCGUUGGCUUGGAUUUCUUUGAUUACAAUGCAUUCCAUGUUCCAACUUGCAAGUUGGUCACUAAAUCAUAUGCAAGAUUGUUAUAUAACGAUUUUAGGGAAGAUCCAAGUAAAUUCCCCGAUAUCGAUCCAACAAAAUUCUUGGCUCUGGAUUACGAAACUAGCUUGAUUGACAAAUCAAUCGAGAAAACUUUCAUGCCUUUGUCAAAGGAAAAAUUCAACAAAUCAGUGAAACCUUCUCUGGAAUUGCCAACUAACGUCGGUAAUAUGUAUACCGGUUCCGUCUGGGGAUCUCUAUGUUCCCUCCUUUCCGUUGUUGGUAGUGAAGACUUGCAAAACAAGAGAAUCGGGUUGUUUUCCUAUGGUUCCGGUUUGGCAGCAACCAUGCUCUCUGUGAAGGUCAUCUCCGAUAUCACCUCAAUCACUGACAAGCUAGAUGUCAAACAACGUUUGGAUUCGAGAAUCUCUAAAUCGCCAAAAGAAUACGAAGAUGCCAUUGCUUUAAGAGAAAAGGCCCACCAACAACACUCUUUUGAGCCUCAAGGUUCCAUCGAUUACAUCCCAAAGAACUCCUUCUACUUAACAAAGGUGGACGAUAAAUUCAGAAGAUUCUAUGAAAUUAAGAACUAG